AUGCUUUUUUUCUCACUUGCCACUUGUUGGCUGACGCUUUCCUUAGCGUCAAGUCUUCCCGAUUCUGAGUCAAAACGGGAUACAAAUGCAGUACCACGCGCCGCUUAUUUCCUCGACAAUGACCCAAGCGGUGCUUCAAUCGUGUCUUUGGACAUUUUGACCAAUGGAACUCUCUCCAAUCCUGUGAGAACUCUUACUGGUGGAAAGGGUUCAUGGGCGAAGUGGAUUAUUCCAAGCCCUGCUCCUCCAGACAACACUGGGUUUGCAGGACCAGACAGCCUAUUUUCUGCCAACUCGAUUGUUGUAUCUGGAAACUUUCUUUUUGCCGUUAAUGCUGGAAGUAACACCCUUUCCCUGUUUAAGAUCGAUCCCAGCAACACACAGCACCUGACCCUCGUUGGUAAACCUGUCGGUACUUUGGGCGAUUUCCCAAUCUCAGUCACUUACUCAGAGAAACUUCACAUUGCUUGCGUUCUCAAUGGCGGAACAAGAGCUGGAGUCGCCUGCUUCUCCGUUGACGCGUCUCGUGGCCUCGUCGUAUUGGACGGCAGCCUUCGCUCUAUCACCCCGGCCUUGAACCAAACGACGCCACCAGGGGGCCCUAUUCUCACUGCAUCUGAUAUAAUGUUCAAUCCAUCUUCAACAGGCCUUUUUGUCUCUACGAAGGGUGCCCCCCCUUCUUCUGCUGGAGCGAGCCCAACUCUUGGCUUUAUCUAUGCGUGGCCGGUAGUUGGGAAAACAGUUUCCACAACUGCAACCAUCUCGCAACCGUCAGGUGUCAUUUUAGACUUCAGUCUUACAUUUUUGGGAGCAGAUGACUCAAUUCUGCUUACCGAUGCUGCCGGAGUUGGUUAUAUUCUCUCGGUGUCUUCCGGCUUGUAG
Messenger RNA from Trichoderma harzianum CBS 226.95, 882 nucleotides. RefSeq lists its product as hypothetical. The transcript has 2 exons. NCBI's taxonomy places the organism in Eukaryota, Fungi, Ascomycota, Sordariomycetes, Hypocreales, Hypocreaceae. The record is from RefSeq and is a predicted model, not a curated record. Bases 1 to 882 code for a protein of 293 amino acids. Gene Ontology annotation, molecular function: protein binding.